UCCUCUUCCUCAUCUUUCCUUGUUGGAGGUGAAGAAGUUACCAAUUUCUUGUAGAUUUUCUAAGCGGCUGCAAAGUAUUCGUCGAAGCAGGAAACGUCCAACGCCUCUAUAUCCGAUUUUCGCCGUCGAGAUCAAUAAUCUGAUGGCAGAUAUGAACAAGCUAUACCCUGAGAUCGAAGUCCUGGAUUUGAAGCAGAAGGAAUCGGCAACGCCUGUGGCAGAAUACGUGUCUAGGGUUUCUACUGUCCUCGAUGACGAUAAUAAGGGCGCUCGGUUGCAGAAAGAAUAUGAUAAUUCAUUCAGCGAAAGUGAUGAGAAUAAUGGUUUUCUUCCUUUAAUUGAUUAUCCUUCUACCCGACAAAACAACCAUGCUCCAGAGUGCUUUAACCACGCCACCAAUGCUUCCGAAAACCGGAAGUUAGGUAGAUAUUUCUACUAUGAUACACCAUAUAACGAGGAUACUGGUGUUUGGAUUCCUGUUUCGAUACCACCCAUGUCAGCUAGUGAUCACGAGGAAUUCAGCCAAGGUUUCUUGACCAAUGGGGCAUAUUUUCCUGAUGGGGAUAUUACUUGGUCUCAGCUUGCUGGGGAACACAAGGAGAUGACUAUGUGGGAUGUUGUGUCAGAGAUUCUGCUUGCUAGCCGAGUAAAGGUGGCUUCCCUAUCUAUGGGUGAGUUACGAAGCAGUAAAUUGCCUUGGAUCCCAAAUGAACUAUUGGAGCAUGCGUGGAAUGAGAUGGCACAUACUCUUACAGAGGCUAGCUUUGGAAAUGCUAAGGAAAUUCUUGAUGCAGAGCCACCUAUGUGGCUAGCUGAUAGUGCGGCAGCAGCCUGUAUGCUUUGUAAUGUGAAAUUUCAUCCGAUUAUGUGUUCUCGACAUCACUGCCGUUUCUGUGGUGGGAUAUUUUGUAAUGAAUGUUCGAAGGGUAGGUGUUUGCUUCCCUCUAAAUUCCGGAUUUGGGACCCCCAAAGGGUUUGUGAUGUCUGCUCUGUGCGUCUAGAAUUUGUUCAGCCUUAUCUUAUGGAUCAAGUUAGCCGGGCAUCACAGUUGCCAACUCAUGAUCUCACAGAUCUCAGCACAUUACGAUCAUGGUUGAACUUUCCAUGGUGCCAGUCCAUGGAGUAUGAGAUCUAUAAGGCAGCUAAUACAGUUCGUGAUUACAAUAAGGUGGGUUCUUUGAAACCGGAAAAGUCCAUUCCUGUUGCCAUUCUUAGACAAGCGAAAGGCCUUGCCAUACUAACUGUUGCAAAGGUUGGGAUGAUGGUUACAUAUAAUGUUGGGACUGGGUUGGUAAUUGCUCGUCGUGAUGAUGGUUCCUGGUCACCGCCAUCAGCUAUUUCUACCUUUGGCAUUGGGUGGGGAGCACAGGCUGGUGGGGAGUUGACUGAUUUUAUUAUUGUUCUUAAAACAAAAGAUGCUGUUAAGAACUUCAGUGGCAAUGCUCAUAUUUCACUAGGUGCUGGCAUCAGUGCAGCAGCUGGAAUUGUUGGGAGAGCAGCUGAGGCUGAUCUGCAUGCUGGGGCUGGUGGUUUUGCUGCUUGCUACACAUACAGCAGAAGUAAAGGUGCAUUCUUGGGUUGCUCACUCGAAGGCAGUAUGCUAACCACAAGAACAUUGGAAAAUUGCCGCUUCUAUGGUUCUUCAACAAUUAAUGCUUCGGAUAUCCUUCUUGGCACAUUGCCCAGGCCUCCUGCAGCCGCUCUUCUGUACAAUGCUCUUUCUGAUUUAUUCCAGAAGCUGAAAACCUGAUCAAUCAGUUAAGUUUGAUUAGCUCCUCAUAUGCCACUGAAUAUUUGACUCUCAUCUUUCAUGGAUCAGUGUUGAUUUUGCUUAUCCAUUUUCAUCCCAAUUCUUUGGUUUUCUGUAAAUAUGCAAGCUUCUUAAUGCAUGUACAGUUAAAUAACGAAAAAAAGUUUGAUUUUUCUAUAAGUAAAUUAUUCUGUAUUGAUUGAA
This is a messenger RNA of Dendrobium catenatum, 1954 nucleotides long. RefSeq lists its product as uncharacterized. The transcript is spliced from 5 exons. NCBI's taxonomy places the organism in Eukaryota, Viridiplantae, Streptophyta, Magnoliopsida, Asparagales, Orchidaceae. Bases 143 to 1750 code for a protein of 535 amino acids. Gene Ontology annotation, molecular function: metal ion binding; phosphatidylinositol binding. The record is from RefSeq and is a predicted model, not a curated record.